AUGGGAAUUGGAAGUAACAAUAAGAUGUCUGGAUCAGAAACUGACGUGAGUUCUUUCUUUUUCUUUCUUUUUCUUUCUCUUUCUUUUUCUUUCUCUUUCUUUCUCUUUCUUUUUCUUUCUCUUUCUUUUUCUUUCUUUUUUUUUCUCUUUCUUUUUUUUCUUUCUUUCUUUCUCUUUCUUUUCUUUUUCUUUUUCUUCUUUUCUUUUUUUUUCUUUCUUUUUCUUUUCUUUUUCUUUCUUUUCUCUUUUCUCUUUCUUUUUUCUUUUUUCUUUCUCUUUCUUUUCUUUUUUUUUUCUUUCUUUCUCUUUCUUUUUUUCUCUUUCUCUUUCUUUCUCUUUCUCUUUCUUUUCUUUCUCUUUCUUUUUCUUUUUCUUUCUUUUUCUUUCUCUUUCUUUCUCUUUCUUUCUCUUUUCUUUCUCUUUCUUUCUCUUUCUCUUUCUUUUUUUUUUCUUUUUCUUUUUUUUCUUUCUUUUUCUUUCUUUUUCUUUCUCUUUCUUUCUUUUUCUUUUCUUUUUUUCUCUUUCUUUCCCACUGAUGUUCCUCAAUUUGCACAAGGGAAGUCUGAGAGACUCUCAGAUGGCGAUGCAGAUGACAAGGAUAGGAUCCAGUUUGAUACUGGCAGUCCUAAUCUCCAAAGUGAUACUGGUGGGUUUCAAGUUCCUUAUGUUGGUGCCACUGGUUAUAAUGACAAUUCGCCAUCACAACGUCGAAGAUUAUCUUCUGAUUUGGAGUCUGCCCGUCCAUCAUCUCUGGGAGAGGAGGAGUUACAAUUACAGUUAGCCUUGGCUAUGAGUAAAGAGGAACAUGAAGAAGAACUUAAAAAGCAAAAAAGUGAUGACAUAAAAUUAGCCAUGGCAAUAGAACAAAGUAAGAAAGAUUCGAGCGAUGAGGUUGACUCAUUUGAAACGGGACCAAUGAAUGCCAACCAUAAGAACAAUACAGAUCCAUGGGGUGUCCCCAUUCAAGAAACUACCACCAUCUCAGACCCUUGGUUAGCUGGUGGUGGUGGUGGUGCCAGUGCUGGCGCUGGAUGUUUAUCCUCACCCAGAUCUGCAGCAGCAGGAGGAACAGAGACCACGACGACAGCUAGUGCCUGGGAAUCACCUAUUACUCAAAAGUCAGCGUCCACUUUGAGAGCCCAAACCCCUGUCACUGACCCUUGGGGUGUACCUAUAAGCAGUCCAGAACGGUCCACUCCACAAUCAAUGUCUACACCUAGUUCUCAUCAGUCAGAUCCUUGGACUGUUAUCAACACAGGUUCACACCCGCAGUCUGCCACACCACAGAGUCCUUGGGGUUCUAGUGCAGCAACAGCAGCAACCCAAUCUCUCCCAUCUGUGUCCGAUGCCUUUGCUCCUCAAAUAUCACCUGCUGCUCCUGCAGCCACCAGUAAUGGGGUGACAAACAAUAGCAUUGAUGAGGCCUUUGAUAUGUUGAGUAAUCGCAAUACAACCACAUCCCCAGUACUUAGCACAGAGGACAGGACUGAGGUCUUAGAUGGUUUUGAUCCUCUGGCUGACCGAGGACGCACAGUUAGUGCUGGUGAAGGUAGUGGAAGUUCAAGUUCAGACCCUUGGCUCAUGUCUGGUGUUGGGAAAAAUUUACCAGAACAAGAUCAAGUAAAAAAGAAAACACCUAAAGAUUUUCUUGGUGAAAAUGCUUCAUUGGUCAACCUGGAUAAUUUAGUAUCAAAAACAUCACCCUCAUUACCAAAAGACAUGAAAACUGCCAGUGAUCCUAAUCAACUUAAAAAUGACAACAAAUACAGUCAUCUAUCCAGAACUUCACCAUGUAUAUUUGAAGCAGGUACAAAUCCAUUUACAGGAAGUGGCACAAAUCCCUUUGAACAGUCUACAACUAGAGUUCCUUUGAGACAGAUGCAGCAAACCCAGCAACAAGGAUUUACUCAAAUGAACAACUCUGAAAUGCUACCAAGACCUCUCAUUCCAUUGAACACUUCAUUGACUCCUCCAAUGCAACAACCAGCCCAACCCAGUAAUCCAUUUCUCUAA
Molecule: messenger RNA, 2013 nt
Organism: Acanthosepion pharaonis
Lineage: Eukaryota; Metazoa; Mollusca; Cephalopoda; Sepiida; Sepiidae
Source: the annotation of a GenBank genome assembly